Astyanax mexicanus (Mexican tetra) is the source of this 1497-nucleotide messenger RNA. RefSeq names its product nipsnap homolog 1 (C. elegans) (gene nipsnap1). The record is from RefSeq and is a predicted model, not a curated record. Gene Ontology annotation, cellular component: mitochondrion. The coding region runs from base 60 to 896 and encodes 278 amino acids. The transcript is spliced from 10 exons. NCBI's taxonomy places the organism in Eukaryota, Metazoa, Chordata, Actinopteri, Characiformes, Acestrorhamphidae.
ACAAGUGUGUGUAAGAGAAGGGCAGGAGACACACCGGCCUGUUCUGCAGCUCAGUGAAGAUGACGCCGAGCUGGUGUGUGAAUCUCUUCAGGAAGCAGAGGUUUUGGCGUAAAACGCUCUACACGUCAUCGCUGAGCAGGGGUUUGGCGAAUGAGAGCGAUGGUGGUUGGUUGAGGUCCAUGUUUGCACACAAGGCGGAUGCCAGGAAAGAUGCCCACUCCAACCUACUCUCCAAGAAGGAUACCAGCGGCCUCUACAAGAUACAGUUUCACAACGUCAAGCCCGACUGCCUGGAAGCCUACAACAGUCUAUCAGCCGAGGUUCAUAAAGAGCUGCACAGAGCUGCAGAUUAUCCGUGCGAGGUGGUGGGGAGCUGGAACACGUGGUACGGGGAACAGGACCAGGCAGUGCACUUGUGGAGAUACUAUGGUGGAUAUCCAGCUCUGACUGAGUGUUUGGACAAGCUGAGACUCAACAAGGCGUAUCUGGAGUAUCGCAAGGAAAGGAGUAAAAUGCUGAUCUCUCGAAAGACCCAGCUUCUAAUGGAGUUCAGCUUCUGGAACGACCCUGUACCCAGAGCCGGGCCAAAUAUAUAUGAGCUCAGAACCUACAGAUUACAGCCUGGGACGAUGAUCGAGUGGGGAAAUCACUGGGCCCGAGCCAUCAAAUACCGCCAGGAGAACAACGAGGCUGUAGGAGGGUUCUUCACACAGAUUGGAGAGCUGUAUGUUGUGCACCAUCUGUGGGCGUAUAAGGACCUGCAGUCCAGAGAGGAGACCAGGAACUCAGCGUGGCUGAAAGAGGGCUGGGAUGUCAGCGUACACUAUACAGUGCCUUUAAUUCAGAAUAUGGAGUCCAGGAUUUUAAUUCCUACUAAGAGCUCACCUCUGCAAUAACACAGAAGACUGCAGGAGACACACAGGAGACACACUGAUGAAGAUACUGGUGGAUCUUCAGUGGAUUCUCACUUAUUCUGGACCAGAAUGUAUAUCCUGAAAUAAGCAAAAAAGAAUAAAUGUUAGUAUUUGAUUUAUUAGCAUUUGAUAUUUGAUGUAAAUCAGCAGUAUUUGUUCAUAUUUGAUGUAGAAUCAGCAGUAUCAACAGUAUCAGCAGUAUUUCUGUUCAUGGCACAUUAUGUUUUAUAUGAAUUAUGUGUAAAGUGUGUAUAAUGUAUAAUGUAAUGAAUGUAAAUGUAGUAUUUCAUGAUAUUAUCAUGAUGCAAAGCUCUGCAGUGACAUCAAUUAUGAUCAGUUUUUAAAACAUACACAUUUAGUUAGUUUUAUUGACUUUUGAGUCUGUGUUGUAUGUACAGUAUGUGAUAUGUUUGCAGGCUAAAAGUGGCACAGAAUGCAUCUGUGCCACUUUUACCACAGUGGCACAGAAUCAUUUCAACUCUUGUACAUCCUGAUCUGGAAUACUGUGCUUAUGUACAGUUUUCAACCCAUUACCAUUGUAUUUGUUAUAAAUUAAAUUAAAAAAAGGAAGAAAAACAUUGAA